Drosophila willistoni is the source of this 1872-nucleotide messenger RNA. RefSeq names its product cholecystokinin receptor type A (gene CCKLR-17D3). The record is from RefSeq and is a predicted model, not a curated record. The transcript has 5 exons. Lineage: Eukaryota; Metazoa; Arthropoda; Insecta; Diptera; Drosophilidae. Gene Ontology annotation, biological process: neuropeptide signaling pathway. The coding region runs from base 59 to 1855 and encodes 598 amino acids. Gene Ontology annotation, molecular function: gastrin receptor activity; neuropeptide receptor activity. Gene Ontology annotation, cellular component: membrane.
CAGAACAAAACUAUUUUUGGUUGAACAAAAUGUGUGAUCGAAAUUGAUAUAUUUGAUAAUGAAUCUCGAGGAUAAUGUUGCGGCCGACUAUCAGGCCCUAUUGGCCUAUUUUGCAAAUGCACCCAAAGCAGCCAGUCAUAUCGUAUCGCUGACAUUGAAUGAGAGUUCAAGUUCAAUGGCGAGUAACUUUAGUGCAUAUUUCAAUAACACCUCCGCCUCGGGUUCCGGUUCCAGCUCUGGCUCUGGCAUUUAUGACGAGGCGGAUGCGGAGGCGGCGUCGGCGUCGGCGGUGGAUGGGGACCAUGGUGAGGGUGUGGACAUGGCGGCUAACAAUUUCAAUAUGGCCACCAGUGAGCUGGCAGCAACAACUUUCGCACCAACAUCCAGUACAUCAUCGUCAACGACCGCCACGGAAAUGCCAUUCUGGUUGAUACCCAGCUACAGUGUUAUUUUCAUAUUUGCCGUAUUGGGCAAUGUUCUGGUCAUAUCGACAUUGGUGCAAAAUCGUCGUAUGCGUACCAUAACAAAUGUAUUUCUCCUCAAUUUGGCCAUAUCCGAUGUGCUCUUGGGUGUCUUCUGCAUGCCAGUCACUUUGGCUGGCACUCUGAUGCGUCAGUUCAUCUUUGGCGAAUUCCUAUGCAAACUCUUUCAAUUUGCCCAGGCUGCCUCGGUGGCCGUCUCUUCAUGGACAUUGGUUGCCAUAUCAUGUGAACGCUAUUAUGCCAUCUGCCAUCCGUUGCGUUCUCGUUCUUGGCAGACAAUAAGUCACGCCUACAAGAUAAUCGGAUUUAUUUGGCUUGGAGGCAUUUUGUGUAUGACACCGAUAGCCGUAUUCAGUCAAUUGAUACCAACCAGUCGGCCAGGUUAUUGCAAAUGCCGUGAAAUCUGGCCAGAUCAAGGUUAUGAGAGGUUGUAUAAUAUACUAUUGGAUUUUUUGUUAUUGGUAUUACCUUUGCUGGUGCUAUGUGUGGCCUAUAUACUCAUCACGCGCACCCUGUAUGUGGGCAUGGGCAAAGACGCGGUCAGCAGGGUUGUGCAACAGGCAUCUGGCGGUGGAAUGGAUAUGGGAGCAACACCUGGCAGCAGCAACAAUUGCAUCUUGGUACUCACAGCGGCCACAGAUUACAAUGAGGGAAAUAGUACUAACAACAAUAAUGGUGGAGGAGCUAAUACUGCAACAGCAACAACGACUCUAACAACGAUAACCACAGCAACAGCAGGAACAGCGGCAACAACGACAUCGACAACCGCAGCAGCAGCACCAACAACAUCAUCAGCAGCAGCAACAACAACAACAACAACAACAACAACAACUGUGACCCUGGCAAAGACAGCUUCCCCCAGUUUACGUAUGCACGAUGCAGCACUUCGAAGAUCGAACGAGGCCAAAACACUAGAGAGCAAGAAACGUGUUGUCAAGAUGCUAUUCGUGCUGGUGCUUGAGUUUUUCAUUUGCUGGACGCCUCUUUAUGUAAUCAAUACGCUGAGCAUGUUUAUUGGCCAAUCGCUGUACGAAUAUAUCGACUACACAUCGAUUGGCUAUAUGCAGCUGCUGGCUUACUCAUCGAGCUGUUGCAAUCCCAUAACAUAUUGCUUCAUGAAUGCCAGUUUUCGUCGAGCUUUUGUGGAUACAUUCAAGGGUAUACCUUGGCAUCGCAGCAAUGGCGGAGCCACCGGUCUGGCUGGCGGCCAUUCGGCCAGUCAAGUGGUGAUGGGCGGCCAAAUCAAUCAACCCAAUAUAGCCAUAGGCAUGGGUUCGUCGUCAUCAUGGCGGAAUCGAUCCCGUCAUGAGCAGCAACUGCUUAACUCGGUGGUGCAUACAAAUAGUGGUGCAGUCGAUAGCCCUCGGCUGUGAGUGGAUAGGAGAAUGAA